This is a messenger RNA of Abrus precatorius (Indian licorice), 2950 nucleotides long. Its product is annotated as pentatricopeptide repeat-containing protein At5g67570, chloroplastic. Gene Ontology annotation, biological process: chloroplast organization. Gene Ontology annotation, molecular function: protein binding. Bases 74 to 2662 code for a protein of 862 amino acids. Gene Ontology annotation, cellular component: chloroplast. The record is from RefSeq and is a predicted model, not a curated record. The transcript is spliced from 9 exons. Lineage: Eukaryota; Viridiplantae; Streptophyta; Magnoliopsida; Fabales; Fabaceae.
ACUUAUCUUGGAAGUUGUAACGACGACCUACCUGAAGCUCCCAACACCGAAAUUCCCUCUUCCCAUUUCCGCCAUGGGAACUCUGCAACUGCAACUGCAACUGCAGAGAUACCCUGUGGCACAAUUCCAACCCGACACCGACAAAAUUCGACGCAACCUCAUCCAAAAGGGCGUCAAUCCAACACCCAAAAUCAUCCACACUCUCCGCAAAAAGCAAAUUCAAAAGCACAAUCGAAAACUGAAGCGCGAAGCCAAACAAUCCCCUCCUCCACUCACCGACGCCCAAUUGCAAACCUUGUCGGAAGAGCAACACUUCCAGACACUGAAACACGAAUUCAAGGAAUUCACGAAAGCAAUUGAAGCCGAAACCCACGCCAACGAGACUAAGCCUUUAUUGAUGGCGGGGAAGCCCUGGGAAGGGGUUGAAAAGGUUGAGUUUCUGGAGCAGGCGAGGGCGUGCAAGGAGUACAGAGGAGAGAAGCUCAAGAGGGAGAGCCUAAUGGAGCUGAAGGAACUCUUUCAGGCUCGGAAGAUGGAUGAACUCAUGUGGCUUUUCGAUGAUGACCUAGAAAUCGACGAGCUUUGUUUCAAUCAGAGCUAUGGGGUAAGGAACAAGACUCGUAAUCGCAGCGAGAGUGAGGCUAUAAGGUUUCUCGUUGAUAGGCUGAGUGAUAGGGAGAUUACUAUGAGGGAUUGGAAGUUUUCGAGGAUGAUGAAGUUGUCGGGAUUGCCAUUUACUGAGGGUCAGUUGUUGAAGAUUCUUGAGUUGCUUGGUGCUAAAUGCUGUUGGAAGCAAGCUCUUUCUGUGGUCCAAUGGGUGUACAAUUAUAAGGAUAACAGGAAAUUUCAAAGCAGGUUUGUCUAUACAAAACUUCUUGCAGUUCUUGGGAAGGCAGGGAGGCCAAAGGAAGCCCUUCAAAUUUUCAAUUUGAUGCGUGGAAACAUUCUUGUGUAUCCUGAUAUAGCUGCAUAUCACAGCAUUGCUGUCACACUUGGUCAAGCUGGUCUUCUGAAAGAGUUACUGAAUGUUAUGGAAUGCAUGAGGCAGAAACCCAAAACAUUCAAAUUUAUGUAUGGCAAGAACUGGGAUCCAAUUCUUGAACCUGAUGUGGUUAUAUACAAUGCUGUGCUUAAUGCUUGUGUUCCAUCAAAGCAGUGGAAAGGAGUGUCAUGGGUUUUUAAGCAACUGAGGAAAAAUGGUCUACAACCUAAUGGAGCAACUUAUGGACUUGCAAUGGAGGUAAUGCUGGAAUCAGGCAAUUAUGACCUUGUCCAUGAGUUAUUUGGAAAGAUGACAAGAAGUGGGGAAGUUCCAAAAGCCCUUACUUAUAAAGUGCUGGUCAGAACUUUGUGGAAGGAAGGUAAAAUAGAUGAAGCUGUAGAAGCUGUCAGGGACAUGGAAGGAAGGGGAGUUAUUGGAACAGCUAGUGUAUAUUAUGAGCUAGCUUGUUGCCUUUGCAACUAUGGGAGGUGGCAAGAUGCUAUUCCGGAGGUUGAGAAGAUUAGAAGUCUUUCUCAUGCCAGGCCUUUGGAGGUUACCUUCACUGGCAUGAUUAAAUCUUCCAUGGAUGGUGGACAUAUUGAUGAUUCCAUAUGCAUAUUUGAAUACAUGAAAGAGAACUGUGGUCCUAACAUAGGGACCAUAAAUACAAUGCUGAAAGUUUAUGGCCAGAAUGAUAUGUUUUCUAAAGCCAAAAAUUUAUUUGAGGAAGUUAAGGUAGCCAAUUCAGAGUUUAAUGCCAUCUCAGAGGGUGGUAAUAGCUCUGUUGUCCCAGACCUGUACACAUAUAACUCAAUGUUGGAAGCUUCAGCUAGUGCACAGCAAUGGGAAUACUUUGAGCAUGUAUACAGAGAGAUGAUUCUCUCCGGUUAUCAGUUGGAUCAAAAUAAACACUUGUCAUUACUUCUUAAAGCUUCAAGAGCUGGCAAGUUACAUUUACUGGAGCAUGCAUUUGACAUGAUUCUGGAAGCUGGAGAAAUUCCCCACCAUCUAUUCUUUAUGGAAUUGGUGAUUCAAGCUAUAGCUCAACAUAGUUAUGAGCGAGCUAUUAUCUUAAUCAACACCAUGGCUUAUGCGCCAUUCCGAGUGACUGAAAAGCAGUGGACACACCUGUUUAAGGAAAGUGAAGACAGAAUUAGUCAUGAAAAGUUAGAGCGCUUGUUGGAUGCUCUUGGUAAUUGUGAUGUUGAAUCAGAACCAACGGUCUCUAAUUUAUCAAGAUCAUUGCAUGUUCUUUGUGGAUUAGGUACAUCUAGAAACCUCUCUAGUAUAAUCCCUUUUGGAAGUGAAAGUACUGAGGGAAUUAAUGAUCGUAGAAAGGGAAAUGUGCCAAAUAUUUCUGGGAGAAUGAUGGUUGAAGAUGCUGAAUCUGAGCAUGAAAACACUCUUGUUGGCAGUUACCAUACUGAGCAUACCUAUAAUCAUGAUCAAGUUGAUGAACAAGAUAAUAAUGAUCUCAUGGUUUGCAGGCCUCAAAACUCUAAUGUUGAGGAUGGAACAGGUUUAUGUGCUGAUAAGCUGGAAUGUUCUGAUAAUCUGGCACCUGUCAACUCUGAAGAUGAUGUUGAUGACAAGCCCUCCGCAUAUGAAAUAUUAGAAGAAUGGAAGGAAAUGAGAAAGGAGGGUGGGAGCUUGUUACACGCUGAACUUGGUUAUGGCUAGUGAUAGCAAGUUGUUUUAAAUAUGCUAGCCGAACAGGGAUGAGGAAGUUAUCCUGUUACAACAAUGUUCAUCGUAAAUUAGCUUGUUUUGAUCAACCUAGAGAUAUCUGCAAAUGUUAGCAAACUGUCCAACUAAUUGACUAGAAUAGUGUUAUUUUAGAAGCUAUUUAUCAUACUAAAAGUGUUUUAAAACUAAGUAACAGUGUAUAUUAUUUGAACAGAAAACUUUAUGUGAAGUAAAAGUAAAAGGCGUCGUACAUCAAAAUAUAAUAUACUAAUGUUUUGAAAC